AUGGACGAGCCGGACUCGAUCUCCAACCGCUUCGCCAUCUUCAUGCCCGCCGUACAAUCCCUCGUCAACGCCGUGGGAGGUUACGAACUCGUGGACGCCACAGAUGGCUCAGAUGGGAGGGAGAUGGUGUACCGACCGGGUGACUCGGUGCUGGCUGUCUUGAAGGACUUGAAGCGAUUAUGGCGGAAAGACGAUUCGGAUGAUGAGCGGACGGUUGCGAGGUGUAUGGCGAAAGCGGGGCUUAUGAAGGAGUUGAUUGCGCUGUUGAUGGAGUGCGUGGAUAGAGGAGAGUGGGGACGGAAGGUCUCGCUGGUAGCUUGCGAUCUCAUUGCUGCUCUGACAUGGCCUAUCGAUGUGCAGGCGGAGUUGAAGGAGAUGGCGGAUGAGCCAGACGCGGUGACGGACUAUGCGACCCUACUGCGCGCUCAAGUGGAGUACAAGGCGCAACUGCUAUACAACGACCGGCCACUACGCUCACUUCUCGCGCUCAUCCUCCCAAGCUUAGCUGAACAGCGGAAAACGGAGAAGGACGAGCAAGUCAUCUCCCUCGGUCUGCAUAUCGUCCGGAAUCUCCUGUCCAUCCGGGAUACCGUCGCAGAAGGCACAGCCACAGGGGAGAAGGAGGAGCUCGCCCAUUUACAGUCUACUCUCAUCCUACAGCUCGACGCCCUGACCUACUUCAAGCUCUUCCUCACGGUAGCAAGCUGCGCCGACAAGUCCGACUUCAACAACUGCAAUGUGCUCGUACUUGACAUCCUUCACCUGAUCUUUCGGUCUGUCAAGCCAAAAGACCUGAUCCAGGAUCAGGACCGGGCCCCCAUGCACAAGCUGGCCAAUCUGCUGGAUCUCGAAACUCGGCAGAAAUCGAUGAAGAGUCGGCAGGGGAUGACGAGGCAUUCGCGUUUCGGUACCACUGUCGCUGUCCGAGCGGGUGAUCAGAAGCUUGUCCUUCAUCGGCAGAACGCGAUUAACUUCGAUCCUGGAAGUCUGCUAGAUCAGGGCAAGAAGAAGCGAGCGGGCAAAGUGAAAAAGGCAGAUGAUCUAUCUCGAUUCGCCGACCUAAGUCCGGAAGCCCUGCGCGUCCUGCAAGAGUUUUCCGUCUCCUUCAUCGAAUCCUGCUUCAAUGUCUUCUUCACCUCCAUACUCAAGGACAUCCGGAUGGAACGCUCCAAGAUCCGUGAUACCGAUAAUACCCGGACUUUCUACCUCUCGCGCUUCUUUAUGGAGUACCUUAUGCUCGUCCGGGACAAGCAGGCCAAGGAGCGGGAGACUGGAAAGGGGAAGGGGAGGGCAGAAGACGAAGAUGAGAUGUUGCUGGGCUAUGCGAUUGUGAUGGCGGAGAUGGACAGUGUGAAAUGGGUGUUCAGUCGAUUGAGGACGACCAUGGAGGAGACGCCUCCCGCAUGGACCGAACUCCAGGCGUGUCUGAACUGCUUCACCCAAAUACUCCUCCUCAUUGACGCCAUGUCCACCUCCUCGGACGCUUCGGACGCCGAAGCAGCCGAGAUCCUCCAAAACUCCAUCUACUACAACUACGAUAUCCUCGACUCGGCACUCACCGUCAUGGCGCAAUACAAGGACCAGUCGAUCGCGUACCUCGACUCGGUGGUUCACUUUGCCUAUGUCCUUCUGAGGAUGCUGGAAAAGUAUAGCAAGAACAAGGGGUUCAUGUAUGUCCGCAAAAAGAAGGCGAGACGGGCGGUGCGGAAACGGAAAGAAGAUGCGACAGAGGCGGGCAAGGAGGUGCCGGAGGAGUAUGUGGAUGAGGAGGAGGUGGCGGGGGUGAUGGAGGGGGACAAGGAUCUGCCGAGUUAUGCGGAACAUCAGUUCACGUUUACUGCAUUCGAACAGAAAUUCGCACAAGAGGGAGUCACAAAUACGCUCCUGUCGUAUCUGGCCCGCUUCAAGGACUUUGACGAUCCAGAUCAGAUGAAGCGGGUGGUCGGCCUCAUGCACCGCCAAGUCGUCAAAGCAAAGGGAGAGGGGCUGUACUUUAAGGUGUCAACGCUACACCUCUUCCGCCGUAUCCUGGACGUCAAGGCCUCCCUCCCGAACUCCGAAUCUUCUCGCGAUCUCACCCAAAUAAUCACCUUUGUCCUGCGCAAAUUCUUCAAGCGCAUCCAAGAAGACCCGUUCGUCAUUGUCGAAGCCAUUCAGCCCAAGUCGCGCGGGAAAUGGCAAGCCAUCAGCGGGUACGCGAGCGAUGGCGACGCUGGCGGCGGUAAGGGCGGUCGCGGGGGUGGCGGUAAAGGCAAGAAGGGCGGUAUGGCUGAUUUGGAGUUUGUCAAGAACAAGAAAUUGAGCUGGGGGGAUCAGAUGAGCGUGAUUGUGAGCAUGCUGGUGGAGAAUGGGGAUGAGCAGUUGGUGGAGUGGGUCAUUGAUGUCAUAUCCGUGGCGCUGGCGGCGAGGGAAGAGAUCGUCCUCAGUACCGAUGGCGAGCCAUUACGACCAACCGAGAUGGAGGAUGAUCCGGAUGCAGUCAGGAAGUUCGGUGGACCAAGCGAAGAGGCUUUGGAGAAGUUCACGCGGCACGACCUUGAUGCGGAUACCGAUGAGCGGAAAGCGGCGGUCUUGUCGAACGCCCAGUUCCGGUUGAUGUUGAAGCUGGUUUCGUUCGAAAUGACAGACGAAGAGAACAUCGUCGACCAGAAAUGGUUCAUCCCCGCCUCCAUCCCUCCCUCCAACCUUUCCGCUUCGAAAGGUGCACUCGAGCAAUAUCUCAACGCCCCACCCUCGCUCGAGAUCGACCCCAAGAAUGUCAUCCGCCGUGUCAGGAAGCGUCGCGCCCGCGCCGCUGACGAGGACGAAGACGACGUCGACAGCGAUGGGAACGCGCGGCCACGCAAGCCGAAGCCCGCUCGGAAGCGUAAACAGGCCGAGACGCAAAUCUAUAAAUCAGCGGCGAUGAUUGAAGAUUCGGACGAUGAUGAGGCUGCGGAUGCCGCGUUCUUCCAGAAAGAAAAGGAGCUCCGGGCGGAGAUGGAGGCGCUGGCGAGUAAGCACGGGGGUGGGGGAGGGGCGAUGUUGAAGACGGGGACGAAGAAGCGGAAGCGGAAAGAGCAGGGAAAGGGGAAGGGCAAAAAGAAGGGGAAGAAGGAGCCAGUCGAAGAGGAGGAUGAGGACGAGGUGAGAGAGGAGUCUCCACAGACGCGGAGAGCGGCGAGUGCUGUCGCGUCGGAGUCGGAUGAUGGGUCAACGGAGCCGGUGGCGCGGAAGCGGAAGUCUAGCGAGGCUGCGCCGUCGAGUUCGCCUGGACCAGCGCCGAGUUCGGACGAGGAGGCGCAGAGUCCUGCUAAAACGCAAGUCCGGACGAACGGAAAGUCGAAGCGGUUUGUAGAAUCUGAGGAUGAGUCGUCUUAG
Molecule: messenger RNA, 3360 nt
Organism: Dioszegia hungarica
Lineage: Eukaryota; Fungi; Basidiomycota; Tremellomycetes; Tremellales; Bulleribasidiaceae
Product: topoisomerase 1-associated factor 1
Exons: 16
Coding region: 1-3360 (1119 amino acids)
Biological process (GO): DNA replication checkpoint signaling; replication fork arrest; DNA repair
Cellular component (GO): replication fork protection complex
Molecular function (GO): DNA binding
Source: RefSeq, a predicted model, not a curated record